AGCCAGAGCCGCUGCAGCCAAGGCGAGAACUUCACCAGCAGCGCAGGUUGGAGUUGCACCACCAGCGGGAAGGUCCUGCGCAGCAUGGCUCGGAGAAAUGUUUUCCCUGCUUUCGCGCUCCAGCUCUGGAGCAUCCUACCUUGCCUGCUCCUGCUGCGAGCCGAUGCGGGGCAGCCACCUGAGGAGAGCUUGUACCUGUGGAUAGACGCCCAUCAGGCAAGAGUGCUUAUAGGAUUUGAAGAAGAUAUACUGAUUGUCUCAGAGGGGAAAAUGGCCCCCUUUACACAUGAUUUCAGGAAAGCCCAGCAGAGAAUGCCAGCCAUUCCUGUCAAUAUCCACUCCAUGAAUUUUACCUGGCAAGCUGCAGGGCAGGCAGAGUACUUCUACGAGUUUCUGUCUCUGCGCUCCCUGGAUAAAGGCAUCAUGGCAGAUCCAACUGUCAAUGUCCCUCUGCUUGGAACAGUGCCUCACAAGGCAUCAGUUGUUCAAGUUGGUUUCCCGUGUCUCGGCAAACAGGAUGGGGUGGCAGCAUUUGAGGUGACUGUGAUUGUCAUGAAUUCCGAAGGCAACACCAUCCUGCGGACCCCUCAGAACGCUAUCUUCUUUAAGACUUGUCAACAAGCCGAGUGUCCCGGAGGCUGUCGGAAUGGAGGCUUUUGUAACGAAAGGCGAGUCUGUGAGUGUCCCGAUGGGUUCUACGGGCCUCACUGUGAAAAAGCCCUCUGUGUACCUCGCUGUAUGAACGGUGGCCUGUGUGUCACACCUGGCCUCUGCAUCUGUCCACCUGGAUUCUACGGAGUCAACUGUGACAAAGUGAACUGCUCGGCCACCUGCUUUAAUGGGGGUACCUGCUUUUACCCGGGAAAAUGUAUUUGCCCUCCAGGACUCGAGGGAGAGCAGUGUGAGCUGAGCAAAUGCCCCCAGCCCUGCCGAAACGGAGGUAAAUGCAUUGGUAAAAGCAAAUGUAAGUGCCCCAAGGGUUACCAAGGAGACCUCUGCUCUAAGCCUGUCUGCGAGCCUGGCUGCGGUGCUCAUGGAACCUGCCAGGAACCCAACAGAUGCCAGUGUCGAGAAGGCUGGCACGGGAGACACUGCAAUAAAAGGUUUGGAGCCAGCCUCAUGCAUGCCCCGAGGCCAGCAGGCGCCAGGCAGGAGCAGCACACGCCUUCACUUAAAAAGGCCGAGGAGCGGAGGGAUCCACCUGAAUCCAAUUAUAUCUGGUGAACCCCGCCAUCUGAAAUGGUUCAAGUUACACUGAGUUCAUAGCCUUUGUGAACCUUUCGUGUGUUGAAUGUUCGAACGAUGUUCACUACGCUUUAGAAUACUGGCCUGAAUUUUAUUAGCUUCAUUAUAAAUCACUGGGCUGGUAUUUACUUUUCCUUCUAGGUUUUCUAAGUACGUCUAGCAUGAUGGUAUAGAUUUUCCUCCUUCAGUCCUUUGGGAUAGAUCUUAUAUUAUAUCAGUUGAUCAGGCUAAAAAAUUGUCUUUUCAGUGUAUAGCUGGCAGAUAUUUGCAAAAUUACAACCCAUUGUGUUAUUAGGAUGGGGAAACAUUAGAGAGGUUAAACCGGGCAAAGAUGCAUAAAUCACAAGGAUUCAGAUAAAGCAGUUAAUAGUGUUUAAGCUACAGUAUUUCAAAUUUUAUUGCCAAAUAUUUGGACACUUGUAGAAUUAAUAGUUCAGUUGCCCUCCCUUAUCUUGAAGUGCGUACAAUAUAUUUCGCCCUUACCG
Molecule: messenger RNA, 1730 nt
Organism: Acomys russatus (golden spiny mouse)
Lineage: Eukaryota; Metazoa; Chordata; Mammalia; Rodentia; Muridae
Gene: Wif1
Product: WNT inhibitory factor 1
Exons: 10
Coding region: 85-1224 (379 amino acids)
Biological process (GO): anatomical structure development
Cellular component (GO): extracellular region; cell surface
Molecular function (GO): signaling receptor binding
Source: RefSeq, a predicted model, not a curated record